Messenger RNA from Pseudoliparis swirei, 5432 nucleotides. It is a transcript of the gene araf, whose product is annotated as A-Raf proto-oncogene, serine/threonine kinase. Gene Ontology annotation, biological process: signal transduction; protein phosphorylation. Gene Ontology annotation, cellular component: mitochondrion; cytosol. Bases 528 to 2543 code for a protein of 671 amino acids. Lineage: Eukaryota; Metazoa; Chordata; Actinopteri; Perciformes; Liparidae. The transcript has 16 exons. Gene Ontology annotation, molecular function: protein kinase activity; ATP binding. The record is from RefSeq and is a predicted model, not a curated record.
CCCAGCUACAGUAAACAGGACUAACAGCUUUUAAUGUCCUUCUUCCUUUGAGUAAAAGCAACGAGACUAAUGUCACCCAUUGCUUCGUGCCCAACCGGCCGCCAUGACGUCAGUAUACUCCUUUGUCAAGUGUCAGUGUGGCUAUGACAUCAUGGGGACAUUAAAUGUGAGAAUUUUUUUAGCAGAUUAUUUGUAUUUAACUUUUUAGCAAUUUUAUUAUUAGUGAGAUUUCUGCAAUGAAAAUAAUAAUAUUCAGUCAGAAAGAGAAAGUUUUCACCACAUAAAUAGUCAAACAAAUUGUAAAUCUGCUAUUAAUUUCAAUCCCAAGGCAUAAAUGUUAGCCUAAGGUUGAUAAAAGAUUAUUUUUUACAUUUUCUGUUUUAUUAUUUGCACAUUUAUGACAUUUCAUAAAGUUUGGUGUUUUUUAUGUCUAACGCUGUCGGAUUGUGAUGUCCGUGUUGUGAUUUGGCGCCAUCUAUCGGGCAGAGCGCGCAUUGCACCGUGAUGUCCCUGCUGAGAAUCAACCAAUGAAGAAGAAGCAUUUCGGAGGUUUUCCGCUUUCCGAGAACUUCUUGACAGAUCAUCCGACUGCAGCGAGAGAGAAUUCAAGAUGGCUGCCACAGGACACUAGGACCGAGCUUCACUCUUCCUGGUUCCUCUGUGCACGAAGCGCUCCUGAGGUCGUGGGUGUGUCUACGUGCUGCGUGUCCUCCUCGCUCCUCCGCCCGCUCAUCAUGUCCUCCACCUCCUCCUACUCCUCCUCGGGGGAGACCAGCCCGGAGGAUGUACCCCGAGGUGGGGGCACCAUCCGAGUCUACCUCCCCAACAAGCAGAGGACAGUGGUGAAUGUUCGUCAAGGGCAGACCGUGUACGAGACGCUGGACAAGGCGCUCAAAGUGAGAGGCCUGAGCCAGGACUGCUGCGCGGUGUUCCGCCUUCUAGAGGGCCGUAAGCGACUGACGGACUGGGACACGGACAUCACUCCACUGGUUGGAGAGGAGCUGCUUGUGGAGGUCCUGGAUGACAUCCCCCUCACCAUGCACAACUUUGUCCGGAAAACCUUCUUCAAACUGGCGUACUGUGAUUUCUGCCACAAGUUUCUGUUCAAUGGCUUCAGGUGUCAGACGUGCUGCUACAAGUUCCACCAGCACUGCAGCAGCAAGGUGCCGACGGUGUGCGUGGACAUGGACACGAUGACCAAGAGGGUUGACGAGUACCCACGGAUACUAUUGCCGGAAAAUUCCCCAUCGCAGAGCAACCUCGCCUUAACCCCGGAGCCUGCUGGAAUGGACCUCCUGUCCCCGACCUCGGCGUUCCGGUUCCCGUUGCCGGGCGGGGACGGCCAGUCUCUGCAGAGGCACCGCUCCACCUCCACGCCCAACGUGCACAUGAUCAGCACCGUGGGCCCGGCGGGCACCAGCAUCAUCGAGGAAGCACUCAAACUUCACAACACAAUGGGUCCUGAACCCUCACCCAAACCCUCCACCAGCCCCCCCUCUUCUCUGGACUCCCCAGGGAGGAGACCCCCGAAGUCUCCCUCAGAGCACAAGGAGCGCAAGCCGUCCUCGUCCGACGACAAGAAGAAAGUGCACCGCGGCGGCUACAGAGACUCCAGCUACUACUGGGAGGUCCACUCUCGAGAAGUCACGGUGCAGCAGAGGAUCGGCGCCGGCUCCUUCGGGACGGUGUUCAAGGGCAAGUGGCACGGAGACGUGGCCAUCAAGAUCCUGAAGGUCACAGAGCCCACGCCCGAACAGCUGCAGGCCUUCAAGAACGAAAUGCAGGUCCUACGGAAGACCCGCCACGUCAACAUCCUGCUGUUCAUGGGCUACAUGACGAAGCCCAACUUCGCCAUCAUCACGCAGUGGUGCGAGGGCAGCAGCCUCUACCGCCACCUGCACGUCACGGAGACCAAGUUCGACACCAUGCGGCGCAUCGACGUGGCCCGGCAGACGGCUCAGGGCAUGGAUUACCUCCACGCUAAGAACAUCAUCCAUCGAGACCUGAAGUCCAACAACAUUUUCCUCCACGAGGGCUGGACGGUGAAGAUCGGGGACUUCGGCCUGGCCACGGUGAAGUCCCGGUGGAGCGGCUCUCAGCAGGUGGAGCAGCCCAGCGGGUCCAUUCUGUGGAUGGCUCCCGAGGUGAUCCGGAUGCAGGACAGCAACCCGUACACCUUCCAGUCCGACGUGUACGGGUACGGAGUGGUUCUGUUUGAGCUGAUGACGGGAACGCUGCCCUACUCCAUCAUCAACAACAGAGACCAGAUCAUCUUCAUGGUGGGCCGCGGCUACCUGUCUCCAGACCUCAGCAAGCUGUACAGCACCUCCCCCAAGUCCAUGAAGAGGCUCAUCGUCGACUGUCUGAAGUUCAAGCGGGACGAGAGGCCCCUGUUCCCCCAGAUCCUCGUCUCCAUCGAGCAGGUCCAGGACCUGCUGCCAAAGAUCGAGCGGAGUCGCUCGGAGCCGUCGCUGCACCGGGCCGUCCACGCCGAGGACCUGAACCCCCUCCUGUUCCACACCACCCGGCUGAUGCCCUUCUAGGUCCAAGACCACGCCCCCCCCCCCUAACUGUAGAAUAACUAAGACGCUGUCGUCCAAUAGGAAACCAGAGACCAACAUCUGCUUACUGCCUGUUUCUAGAAGUGUGUUGAAAAGCCUUUGAUCAUUCCAUCUGACCUCCUCUGACCUUCAGAGGUGUCUCUUUGAGGAGCAUUACAUCUGACCUUCAGAGGUGUCUCUUUGAGGAGCAUUCCAUCUGACCUCCUCUGACCUUCAGAGGUGUCUCUUUGAGGAGCAUUCCAUCUGACGUCUGACCUUCAGAGGUGUCUCUUUGAGGAGCAUUCCAUCUGACAUCUGACCUUCAGAGGUGUCUCUUUGAGGAGCAUUCCAUCUGACCUCUGACCUUCAGAGGUGUCUCUUUGAGGAGCAUUCCAUCUGACGUCUGACCUUCAGAGGUGUCUCUUUGAGGAGCAUUACAUCUGACCUUCAGAGGUGUCUCUUUGAGGAGCAUUCCAUCUGACCUCUGACCUUCAGAGGUGUCUCUUUGAGGAGCAUUCCAUCUGACCUCCUCUGACCUUCAGAGGUGUCUCUUUGAGGAGCAGGUUGAGACGUGUUUCCCGUCGCCCAGCAGCCGUAAUGCUGACACGUGUUUCGUGAGAUCUGAGCUGUGAAGCUCGUCUGUAGUGCGAGUCCCUCGUUACGGUCUGUCUCCAAGAGCCCACGCGUCGUCAUGACGACGGGUCGUCCACAUUCCAACGCUCGUUCCAAUCAGAGUCCAGACGUCUAAAUUAAUUGACGGAUAUUUAAGACGUUCAGGUUUCUCUCCGCCUGCCGCUCCGAGACGAGUUCUGCUCGUGAAAGUUUAAAUAAAACAGAAAAUCAGAACCUUAUGGAUCAGGAUCAGACCCUCAGACCCUUAUGGAUCAGACCCUCAGACCCUUAUGGAUCAGACCCUCAGACCCUUAUGGAUCAGACCCUCAGACCCUUAUGGAUGAGGAUCAGACCCUCAGACCCUUAUGGAUCAGACCCUCAGACCCUUAUGGAUGAGGAUCAGACCCUCAGACCCUUAUGGAUCAGACCCUCAGACCCUUAUGGAUGAGGAUCAGACCCUCAGACCCUUAUGGAUGAGGAUCAGACCCUCAGACCCUUAUGGAUCAGACCCUCAGACCCUUAUGGAUGAGGAUCAGACCCUCAGACCCUUAUGGAUGAGGAUCAGACCCUCAGACCCUUAUGGAUCAGACCCUCAGACCCUUAUGGAUGAGGAUCAGACCCUCAGACCCUUAUGGAUCAGACCCUCAGACCCUUAUGGAUGAGGAUCAGACCCUCAGGCCCUUAUGGAUCAGGAUCAGACCCUCAGACCCUUUUUGAUCAGACCCUCAGGCCCUUAUGGAUCAGACCCUCAGACCCUUAUGGAUGAGGAUCAGACCCUCAGGCCCUGUUGGAUCAGACCCUCAGACCCUUAUGGAUGAGGAUCAGACCCUCAGGCCCUUUUGGAUCAGACCCUCAGACCCUUAUGGAUGAGGAUCAGACCCUCAGACCCUUAUGGAUCAGGAUCAGACCCUCAGGUCCUUAUGGAUCAGACCCUCAGACCCUUAUGGAUCAGGAUCAGACCCUCAGACCCUUAUGGAUCAGACCCUCAGACCCUUAUGGAUGAGGAUCUGACCCUCAGACCCUUAUGGAUCAGGAUCAGACCCUCAGGCCUCAUUCAUCUGGUUCACUCAUUGGUUCCUGAGCUUGUGAUGUUCUUUUACCAGAAUGUCAUCCGGCUCCAGAUCUCAGGGUUCAGGAGCUUUUACAUCUUCAUCUUCAUCCACGGCGUCAGAAGCGUGGCGAGAGGCGAGAGGCGCGGCUCUCUGGCGCCCCCUGCUGCCGCUGGUUGUUUCUGCACCAAUUAAUGAGUGAAAGUGUCACAAGGCGACCUCUUGUGAUGUGACCGUCGCCUCGCGGUACCUCAGGGGGGCCGACCGAUGACACGCCCCCUAAACAAUGACACGCCCCCGUCUCGUUGCCGGGGGAAACCUGUGCCCUCUAUGAAAGUCUGCGUGGGAUUGAAUGCAUCGCAGCGAGUAGUUCUGUUAUUAGUAUUUAUUGUUCCCCCCCUGGACCUGCAGAGGGACUCGGGCCGGUCUCUCCUGGACCUCCUGGGGUUCCUCCUGCUUCCCUGCUCCGAGGUCGUCAUGGAAGUAUUUUAUGGAUCCUACGACAGUCACGUGGGGGGGGGUCUCUGGAUGGUGGGACAUUGAGAGCUUUUCUAUGUCAGUGUCGUGACGAUGGGGGCUGGGCACCCGACUGUUCUGACUCAUUCCAGUUCGAGAGGUGGAUCGGGGGCGGGGCCUCGUGAACCAGGUCGUUCUCUUAUUUAUUGAUGUCUUUGCAGAUGUUCUCGAAAUAAAUGUUUACGGAGAGACGUCACGCUUUGCAACAUUCACUUCCUGUCCGGGCCCUGUAGGACCGGCCCCGUGCGUUAUGGCCCCCCCCCCCCCGUGCAUUACGGGCCCCCGUGCGUUACGGGUGCAUUUGGCUUAUCUUUUGAACAUCUUUAGGACAGCAGGUGUGAAACCUCCAACACUUCCUGCGAGUCCCCUGAGGACUUCCUGUUGCCGGUCGUGUAGCUUGUGAGUAUUUGAACUCGUGGCUGCGAGAUGAAAGAAACCUUUUCUAAAUGCUUUUGAUGAACUUUAAAUGUCAAAGUUCAGUGUCACAGCUGCUCAUCUGGGAGGAUGUGGGUCCCUGUGGCUGGGCGUGGCCCCCUGGGGUGGAGAGGCGGAGCUUGAACCCUGCUGCUUCUGGAGGUGGAACCACAGCAGUGAGUUCAGAGAAGAGGAGGAGCUCGUCAUAGUUUUAUUGUGUGUUUUCAUAUCUCUAGGGGAGUUGGAAUACUUGCGUUCAUAGUUUCUGAGGUGUUCAGUUUGCAAUAAAUGGUAUAUUAUU